This is a messenger RNA of Globicephala melas (long-finned pilot whale), 3128 nucleotides long. RefSeq names its product NADH:ubiquinone oxidoreductase subunit B9 (gene NDUFB9). Gene Ontology annotation, biological process: mitochondrial electron transport, NADH to ubiquinone. NCBI's taxonomy places the organism in Eukaryota, Metazoa, Chordata, Mammalia, Artiodactyla, Delphinidae. The record is from RefSeq and is a predicted model, not a curated record.
GCCGCCGGCGUCCGGUUUCCCGGCAUACCCCGCGGCCGCUGAAGGUGAAGUGGUAGUCAUGGCGCUCUCGGUGCCGGCUGCCUACCUGACCCACCAGCAGAAGGUGCUGCGGCUUUAUAAGCGGGCGCUGCGCCACCUGGAGUCGUGGUGCAUCCACAGGGACAAGUACCGGUACUUUGCUUGUUUGAUGAGAGCUCGGUUUGAUGAACAUAAGGAUGAAAAGGACAUGGUGAAGGCCACCCAGCUGCUGAGGGAGGCAGAGGAAGAGUUCUGGCACUGUCAGCAUCCUCAGCCAUACAUCUUCCCUGAGUCUCCUGGGGGUACCUCCUAUGAGAGAUACGAGUGUUACAAGGUUCCCGAGUGGUGCUUAGAUAACUGGCAUCCUUCCGAGAAGGCAAUGUAUCCUGAUUACUUUGCCAAGAGAGAGCAGUGGAAGAAACUGCGGAGAGAAAGCUGGGAGCGAGAGGUUAAGCAGCUGCAGGAGGAAACCCCGCUUGGUGGUCCCAGAACUGAAGCUUUGCCCCCAGCCCGAAAGGAAGGUGAUUUGCCCCCACUGUGGUGGCAUGUUGUGACCAGGCCCCGGGAGCAGCCCAUGUAGAGAAAGAGAGGAAGAUGCCUCACCAGUCACGCUCGCAAGUGAAAUAAGUUACAGGACAUACACUUGCCCUAAUAAAAUAACUCCAUAUGGUUAUGACUGACGUGUUCUUCUGAAGAGUAACAUGAUGCCAGGUGACUGGGCCACUGUCGUUUUCUUAGCAGUUGUGCAUAUAAAGAAAAGUACCUGAAACGUAGUCAGAUGUAUUCUGUUCUUCCCCAUUAAGUCAUAUUGAUAACACAUGCAAUCGAGGGAAAACUGCAGCAGAACCAGAUACAAGGUUUACUCUGAAGAUUUAGUUGAACAAACUUGAGUUGAAGGCUUAAACUAGCUAUGGUGACUGGAGGGCAUAAGAAGCCAAGAAGAGGCACGCCAGUACUGAGGACAUAAGAUACCUUUUCUGUUUUCUAGAUCCCACUAAUGGAAUUUUAGCUCUGAUUAAAGGACUACUCUAAGCAGCACGCAUUCAGCAAAUAAGCAUGGAGUUCACGGGGUUCUCAGGAGUGGAGUUUGAUGGCAUCCAAUGUAGAUGACACUUUGGUGACACUUAUUUUGGAGGCAGUUUUCCAGCUUUGCUCCCUCUACCGUAGCUUGGAUUGUCUGCAGACACAAAGAUUGGAAUGGAUCAAGACAAACUAGGUCUAUUAAUUAGACAGUUCGUUCCCCACUGGCAGCAUUUCUUGUGAGCCUAAGAGAGCCUAAGUGAAGCGCGGGGCUGAGCGGUCGUUUGUCGUGGUCUUCUUCAGUUUCACGCCCCUGCGGAUGGCGUUCAGCAUGUCUUCUCCUUGCGGGGCAUCCCUUGGGCUCAGGUCUGCAGGGUCACUCUCUGGAAUCUGGCCUGGGGAGGCAGUGGCACUUGGGGGAUCCCUUUCCUGGUCUUCGGCCUCGCUUUCUGGAAUUGCUUGUCUGUGCUCCUCGGGGAUGCUCGGCUUCGGGCCUGGAAGAGGAGGGUUGACGGAGGCUUGGCCGCUCCACAUUGAGGAGGGCAUGCUGGUGCCACCCUGGGGGCCCUCACCCACGGACGGCGACUCGGGGCUGUGCUCACCCCGCUCCUCGGGCCCAUCUGGAGGGGCUGACAACACCCCAGGGAGGUCUGGGACGGUAGGGGUCUUGACAGGGAUCACAGGUGUUUUGAUGGGGAUGGGACCAGCUCCUAUGGUCCCCCGGCGGACAGAAGGCUUGGUAGAAGGGGUCCGUCGGAUGGUUGCAACCCCUGGGGUGACCAUAGCAGGUCCGAGGGUGGUGGGGAGGCCAGCAGUUGAGGCUGGGCGCUUCGCUUGGAACAUCCGUCGGUAGGACUGGCUGAUGUCGCUGUUUCUCGGAAUGGUGGAGGAUUUGUCGAACUCCUGCUGAUCUGCCUCCUGGUCACCACUUACAGAGAAAUAAUCGUAAUCUGAAACUGAUCAUAGGAUCCGAUUAGAAAUCGCCGAGGCAGUGGCUGUGCUCUUUGAUUCUUUUGUGUUGGGCGGACAAAGGGCCCCAGAGGCCAGGUACUUCACCCGCAAUCUCAUCCCAAGCCUUCCGGGGUUUCCGGGCCAGGCUUAGCAGCCCUCACCAUCUAAGAACUCCCUGACAGGGACCGUCGUUUCGUUCACCAAGGGAACGCUCAGCACCAAGAGCAGCGCUGGACACAGCAGGCCCGCACUCAAACACCGCUGAGCGGUGAAGAAUGCAAAACUGCCAGGCCGCAGCGAGGCUACCUCUGAGCACCUCUGGGAGGAAUAAAGGGGGUGGCAAGAGGAAAUAACCUCUACAAGCCCUCCAGCCCGGAAUUUGACUUGAGAGACAAGCCCCACACGGACCAUCACAGACCUCACUACCUCCCUCAUGAUCAACUCGUUAGGCGAGGGCUAGAAAAGCAAUGGAGCUACUGGUAACGAGUCUCCGAAAACAAGGCAGAGACAGGUUCCAUCGGUGAGGGGUGCUCACUUUCUCUCCAAAAAUGGGGUCACGUGGGAGGGGGAAGCAUACAGACUGAACAUCAUAGAGCUCGUUUCUGAAGAGCAGCGCUCUGACGUUCGGGUAAGUUCUGUGUGGUGGGGUGAAGCUGUGUGCUGUAUGAGGGGGUGGUCAGCAGCAUCCCUGGCCAUCUACCAGAUGCCAGCAGCACGCCCUCCAGUUGUGACCAUUAAAAAUGUCUCUAGCCGUUGCCAAAUGUCCCCUGGGCAGCAAAGUGGCCCUCCACCGAGACCCACUGUCCUAGAGACUUGGACUGAAGGACUGCUGACAGGCUUGGUCAGCUCUCAUAGACCUUUCCUAGCGGCUGGCCUGCCAUCUUGCUGGCUUGUGUGUGUGUGUGCUGGGGAGGGCGGUGAGGGAGGCAAGUUCAUAGAGAAUUUGGCUGGAGUUUGGGCUUCAGACUCUAACAGACCUUCGACUCAAAUUCCAGCUCUGCUGCUUAUUGUGUGAACUUGGGCCUCAGUCUCCAUGUAUGUAAAAUGGGGAUAAACAGACUUGUGACAUAAACGAUUGUGAAGAAUUAAUGGGAAAAUAAAGGAAGUGCUUGGUACAAAGUGCCAAACACAAAUGAUGU